Molecule: messenger RNA, 548 nt
Organism: Talaromyces stipitatus ATCC 10500
Lineage: Eukaryota; Fungi; Ascomycota; Eurotiomycetes; Eurotiales; Trichocomaceae
Exons: 2
Coding region: 80-361 (93 amino acids)
Biological process (GO): mitochondrial respiratory chain complex IV assembly
Cellular component (GO): mitochondrion; mitochondrial inner membrane
Source: RefSeq, a predicted model, not a curated record
CCAUUCACAUUCAUGAACAACCUCACUGCCUAGCUGGAGAUACCACAGACCUAUCUCACAGGAGAGGACGCCAUCAACCAUGUCAACCAUCCUCCGCAGACUCCAAGGCGGAAACCUAGAAGUUUUCAAGUUCGGAAUGUACAUCCUCUUCCCAAUUGGAUGGAUGUAUUACUUCGGCACAAACCUCGAAGAACGAUUUUCUGUGCCUGGUUUCUGGCCCACGGCCGAACAAUCGCAUAAAAUCCCGGAGACGAAGGAAGAUAUUGAUGCGGAGUUGGCGAGGAUGAGGAUGUUGGAUGCUGUUCGGUUGGAGAAGAGGCAGAGACAGCUGGGAUCGGGUACGAGUGAGGGGGCGGCGUGAGAAGUAUGGACUCGAUUUUAAGAUAAGAUGCACGCGGUUAAGCGGUGUCAAGAGCUGGCCUACUAGCAAGUGUACUUAUGUAUUCUUAUGUAUUUAUGUAUCAUAUCGAAGGAGUUUGGGAAAGGUCAAGGUUGCAUAGUCAUAUAUUUCAUGAAUCGCGUCUCUAUCAGUCUGUCGCCUAAAAUCA